GUAUUUAGGUCAAACACAUUUGACCAGGUUGCAUCUGGUCAAAUAGGUACGGAGCGAGCUCAGUGACUAUAAAUACGCGCUGAUCGAUCAGUCGGGCAGCUUCUCCGCUUGCACUUGCCACAAUGGAUAUUUCAGUACUGCGGCUCUACCUGCUUAUCGUGUCCGUUUUGCUCCUUUUCUUGGUGCCCACUGCCGAGUCCACCGUUCUCCUGUGGGCCUGCUUAUAUCGGCUGGAAAUCUGUCCCUUUAGGACCACUACAGUCGCUGGCUAAUAAUCGGGAUGAAAGCAACUGAAUUGUAUUUCCGAUAAGCCUAGACGGUCAAAAUAUCCUAAGUCAAAAUUUGCAAAGCCAAAAAUAAAUAGAAAAGCCUCCUUAUAAUUCCAAUUCGUUGACUGCUGCCCUCACCCCUUUACGUUC
This is a messenger RNA of Drosophila suzukii, 419 nucleotides long. The record is from RefSeq and is a predicted model, not a curated record. Lineage: Eukaryota; Metazoa; Arthropoda; Insecta; Diptera; Drosophilidae.